Penicillium angulare is the source of this 2082-nucleotide messenger RNA. Its product is annotated as putative C6 transcription factor. Gene Ontology annotation, biological process: DNA-templated transcription. Gene Ontology annotation, cellular component: nucleus. Gene Ontology annotation, molecular function: DNA-binding transcription factor activity, RNA polymerase II-specific; zinc ion binding; DNA binding. The transcript has 4 exons. Lineage: Eukaryota; Fungi; Ascomycota; Eurotiomycetes; Eurotiales; Aspergillaceae. The coding region runs from base 1 to 2082 and encodes 693 amino acids. The record is from RefSeq and is a predicted model, not a curated record.
AUGUCGCCGGCCGCCCUUCAAGUCAAUCCGUCCUCCAAAUUACCCUCGCCCGGCUUCAAUGCCGGUGCGCGACCAUACCGCUCCCACAAAGUUCGCGCGUGUGACCUCUGUCGCAAGCGCAAGUCCCGAUGCACUGUUGAUAUCCCCGGUCAAAGCUGUCUACUGUGUCGCGUACAGGGCGCUGACUGCCACUACCAAGAGGAACCACAAGGGGAUACUCCAGUGUUGAGCGCCACGGAAUCUAAGCCGACGUGGUCGGGAGCUCAGCCGAUUGAGCCAGUAUCGGGCCAAAAGCGCAAGCGCAGUCCGGACCGGUCACCCAAUUCGCUUCCACACAUCGCAACUCGCCAGCCGACUAAUGGACCGAGUCCUCAGGGCACAAAUUCGUCUUCCGGGCGUCGAGGAAGUGACUCGCGACGCAAGUACGACGAUGACCGCCACAACGAAUCCGUUCUCAUUGUGGGGCCAAUGGUGGCAGAAGAUGCACAAGUCAUUGAAAAGCACAUGCCUCCAGAGCGAAGUCUUUCUGAAGAAGCCAAUGGUCAACCAUACAAUAUCUACUCCAGCGAUCCUAGAAAGCCCGUACUUUACACCACUAUCUCACGGCGGCGAAAGGGUAUGAGACAGGGUGUUCCACCUGGGGAGAAUCAGAAGGAGAUUUUAGAACAGAUUUUGGGACCUUUCAAACACGAUCUCGUGAGACUAUUUAUCGACCGAUUCAACACAGCAUUCCCUAUCUUUGACGGCGAAUCGUUCUGGGAUGCUUAUAUUUCUGACACGACGGAUGAUCCUCCGGCCUCUCUUUUAUGCCAGGUUUAUUCGAUGUCACUCGUUUAUUGGAUGCACACUCCUAAACUCUCAUGCCACCCGAAGCCAGAUGUGCGAUAUGCUGUCAACAUGACUGUUGCUGCCUUACACGAGGAAUUCUCCGCCCCAGGGCUGUCUACAAUCAGCGCCGCGUUGAUCGAUUUGACUGGCCGACCUAUUUUCUCCAUGACUGGAAAUGCCGUCAGUUGUGGGCGGAUGCUUUCCUUGGCUAACUGCCUUGGUCUGAACCGAGACCCAAGUUUGUGGAAGCUUUCGGAACAAGAGAAGGAUCAUCGAAUUCGUCUUUGGUGGGGAGUCGUAAUCCAUGACCGAUGGGGUAGCUUUGGCCAUGGCGUUCCUCCUCAGAUCUCCAAGACUCAAUACGAUGUCCCCCUUCCGACCAUUGACGGGUUGGUACCGCCGAGCCUCCGCACGACUGAGCGUGUGAGAGCGGCGACCUGUCAUAUUGCUCUUUGUACAUUGACAGAAAUCCUCGGUGAAUUAUUGCCUCUGGUCUAUGGUCUUCAGGCAAAACUGGCGCGCGAGAGUUCUAAGAAGAUUAGACAAAUUCGGACUGAGUUAGACUUAUGGGAGGAUUCCCUUCCUGAUUGGUUGAGAAGCCCAGUCAAUCACAAUCGCGGAGAGCAAGUGUCCGCAUCAAGCAGCUUACAGCUAGCAUUUUUGGCUGUGAAGAUGCUUGUCAGUCGAGUUGAGUUGAAUGAGGUCAACAAUGCUGAAACAGAUAACCCCGAAGCUCGCCGUUAUUUUCAAACAGAAUGUCGACGCUCUGCAGAGGAAAUUGUACGAUUCAUUACAUCUCUUCGAAAGGAGAACUUCAAGGAAUUCUGGUUACCAUACAGCGCUUUUCACCUGACAUCGACCGCCACCCUCCUCGUUCGAUGCGCCUUUGAAACAACCGAUAGUGAAGUUGCCAGAUCAUGCCUCAGCAAUGUCGAAACCCUCCGUGCCGUACUUCGUCGCGUCCGGGAAGAAGAAGACUGGGACGUGGCCGAUAUGUGCCUUGAUCACUGCGAGCGGAUUAUGCACAGGAUUCCUGGCGCCAAUUCUUUGAUGGAUCAAUCAGUCAAUUCCGCCUUAGCCGACAACGGCCUCGUCAAUCCAGCAGCUAUUUCGCUGCCGGAGACACAAACCAACAACGACAUCGUCGAUGAUAUGAUGUCCAUAUCUAAUACAUUCGGCACGAUGGAUGGGUUCCCCUUCGAUAUGACAGGUAUUUGGGACGUUUCAGUUUUCCAAGAUGUCAACUUGUCUUAA